Messenger RNA from Cornus florida, 1038 nucleotides. Its product is annotated as putative disease resistance protein At3g14460. Gene Ontology annotation, molecular function: ADP binding; protein binding. The transcript has a single exon. The record is from RefSeq and is a predicted model, not a curated record. Gene Ontology annotation, biological process: defense response to other organism. Bases 1 to 1038 code for a protein of 345 amino acids. NCBI's taxonomy places the organism in Eukaryota, Viridiplantae, Streptophyta, Magnoliopsida, Cornales, Cornaceae.
AUGGGUGGUGAGAGGGGAAGUAAGAUAUUGCUAACUACUUGUAGGGCAUACAAAGUGGCAAUUUAUCCCACAAUUCCACCAUUACUUUUAGAACCCUUGCCAUUUCAGGCAUCAUGGUCCCUGUUUAAGAUCUCAUUUAAACAUGGGGAAGAGCAAAAUACUGCGCCACAUCUAGUUGAAGUUGAAGAGCAAAUUCUAAAUAUGUGUCAAGGUCUUCCUCUUGCCAUAAGGGCUUUAGGAGGCCUACUAUAUGCUCAAGAUGCAGAUGAUGAGUUGUUGUUGGCUUCCAAAACCCUUGAACAAAAAAUAAAUGAAGAAAGGUUUUUUGUUUUACCUAUAUUGAGGUUGAAUUACGACCAUCUUCCUUCAUAUCUUGAGCGAUGCUUUGAAUUAUGUUCCUUAUAUCCAAAAGAACGUGUAAUUUAUAAGAAAGACUUGAUAAGGGUGUGGGUUGCUCAUGGACUUAUUCAGCCACUGGAUAAAAAUCCAGAUCUGGAAGAUGUUGGAGAUUUGUAUUUUCAGGACUUGUUAAGGAGGUCCUUUUUUCAAUAUGUUGAAAGAGACGAAUGGGGUGAUAUAGUAAGUUGUAAAAUGCAUGAUGUUAUUAGUGACCUUGCAAGAUUUGUUGCAGGAAAAGAGAACUUCGUUCUGAAUUCAGAUGCAAAAGAUGUUCCUUCAACAAUUCGUCAUGUGUCAUUUGCUUCCUGUGAAGGUAUAUCAAUUGAUAUUCUGGCCGACUUGCGCAGGGCUAACAAGAUACGAACAUUUCUGUUGCAUGGUCAACGUAUAGGUAUUGGUGAGCCAAACAAUUUAGUUUCUGAAAUACUAGAGCUAACAAGGUUGCGUGUGUUGGAUCUCCAUUGCUUGGGGAUCACAACAGUGCCAAGUUGCAUAAGCAAGCUGCAACAUUUGAGGUAUCUUGAUCUUUCUGAAAAUUGUGCUAUCAAGAGUCUACCAAGUUCCAUUACUUUGUUGGAAUUUGCAAACGUUAAAACUCUCUGGUUGUUGUCAUCUGGAAGAAUUGCCAAAAGAGACUAG